AUGAUUACUUUAUUAGGUUUACUAGUCGUCGUUACUAAUGUUAUAACUUUAUUCUAUUAUACUUCUGAUCUUGGCGAAUGUCCGAAUUGGGUUUAUACGACUUUUGGUAUCGGCUUAUUUAUUUAUCAGUCAUUAGAUGCUAUUGACGGUAAACAAGCAAGACGUACACAAACUUCAGGUCCAUUAGGUGAAUUAUUUGAUCAUGGCUGUGAUGCAUUCAAUACUACUUUAGGGGUUUUGACUUGGGCUUCAUCUACUUAUCUUGGUCAAAGUUGGUGGACAGUUGCAUCUUUAUGUGCUUCCCUUGGUAAUUUCUAUCUUUCAACUUGGGAAGAAUAUCAUACUGGUGUUUUGUAUUUAGGCUAUUUCAGUGGACCUGUCGAAGGUGUCUUGAUGUUAUGUUGUGUUCAUUUAAUUUCUGGAUAUUUUGGUCCUGCUAUUUGGAUGCUUCGUGUAGAAGAACUUCUUCCUUUCAUUGAUUUUACAAAGUAUCCCGAAACACAACUUUUGGGUGGACUUCAAUUGAAUCAUAUUCUUAUCGUUGUCGGUGGUAUUGUUACACUUUGCAAUAUGAUUAUGGCAUAUUACAACGUAAUUCAUGUCAAAUAUUUCCCUACUGAAAACUCAAAGAAAGAUGGAUCAGUUAUUAAAGCAGUUUUAGGUCUUUUCCCUUUCUUUAAUAUGUGCUUUUGGAUUUAUAAAUGGAUGACACUUUGGCCCGAAAUUGUAACCGAACAUCUUGCUAUCUUUAUUAUCUUUAUAGGUCUUUUGUUUGGUCAUCAGGUUGGACUGAUGAUUACAUCUCACGUGUCAAAGUUAAACUUUCCUUACAUUAAUUAUUCAGUCAAUUUCAUGUUAAUCUCUGGGUGUCUCAUUGCCUAUUCUCAGCCAUUUAUUGAACAGUAA
Molecule: messenger RNA, 906 nt
Organism: Cokeromyces recurvatus
Lineage: Eukaryota; Fungi; Mucoromycota; Mucoromycetes; Mucorales; Mucoraceae
Exons: 4
Coding region: 1-906 (301 amino acids)
Biological process (GO): phospholipid biosynthetic process
Cellular component (GO): membrane
Molecular function (GO): phosphotransferase activity, for other substituted phosphate groups
Source: RefSeq, a predicted model, not a curated record